CGUGCACAAGACUCCGACGCGUGAACGCGCACAGAAUCCCGAACUUAUCGCGAUACGAUAGAAACAAAUAAUUAAAUUUCGAACGGUUUUCUUUUUCAUGAAAACAUUCGUGUUAAUUCACUCAAGUGCUGUUACGUGAGUUGUUACAGUUUUUCUCUCCAGUUAACUCAGGUUUUUCAGUCGACUUCAUUCAGUUACAACACAAAAUGUCUUGAUUACUGAAUUAGUGUUAUAGAGUGAAAAUAUGAAUUGUGAGUGCGAACAGCUGAGUGUCGGUGUCAGUUUGUAGGGUCAAGUGAACGUUGAAAUAUGGCAGAUUCCGAGAGAAGACGAUUGGCUGCAACAGCCGCCAUCUUACUGAUUGUCUUCUGGUCUCAAUGCCGAGGCGUGGAGGCGCAGAGAAAUAGCACAAAGAUGUCGUACGUGUGUCCGCCUUCUUUUAUCCGGCUCGGACACAGCUGCUAUUUCUUCAGUGAUACUGAAGCCACGUGGCAGAAAGCGCUCUUCGCCUGCAAGGAUCGAGAUAGCAAUCUUACAGUGCCAGCUCGUUGGGAGGAUAAGAAUCUUCGAAACUACCUUAACAAAAAAUCGAUCAAGAAAUAUAGUCGUUGGAUCGGAGGAAUAUACGAUUCCGGCGAUAAGGAAUGGAAAUGGGGCGGCGAGCUUCGGAAGAUGCACUACCAGUCCUUCUCAAAAAUGAAAAAGAUGUCACCCCAGGAGCUGCAGUGGCACUGCAUCGCUAUGAUCCCCGAAAUGCAGUACAGAUGGGCGCCACGUCUCUGCAUAGAGCCUCGCCACUACAUCUGCAAAACGAAACUCCUCAAAAUGCCCAAAUCCAAAGUGAAGGACAUCCGCCGCCGCUGGCAGAGAAUGGGCAAGAUCAACGAAAUCGCGGCCCAGAGCGUCAGCCGCGAGGUCAACGACCCUAUGAUGGUUAAUGAUAUGAGGGUUAACCCAGUUGUGAGCCCCAAGUCGUAUGACUUGCAACCGACCAACGGUAGGAACGGACCGAAACGCAAUAGGAACAGAAUCAACUCGACGCGCAAAUCGAAAUCAAAUGGUCACGGAAUCAAUGAGCUGCGGAGGAGGCGACCCGUCCGGAGACGGCUCAAGAGACCAUUCCCAGGUUACACGUGGAACAGACACGACCCCGAGGGCUCGUACCAGCGCAACGCCAUGCUGCUUCGCUCCGGGCGCACGGGACUGAGCCCGCAGCAGAUCAACACGCAUCUAGCGCGCCUCGAGCACCUCCGCAACAAGCAGCUAGCGCGCGCCGCCCGCCGCCGCCGCCUGCAAGCGCACGCCGACGACUGGCUCGUCAACAAGCCGCCGCUGGCGCAAGCGCACGCGCGCACUUACACCGUGAACAACAACAUCAGCGCUCUGCACCCCAAGACCAUCGUGGAAGAGUUCGACAUGCUGCUCCCGCCGGAGACCGCCCCCGCGCCUCAUACCCCCGCGACCCCCUGAUUCCUAGUAGACAUAAGCUUUUAUUUCCCGCUCGCUUUAACGAUUACGCAACCUUCCCUUAACACGUCCGCGACGUUUCUCACUCUCUCUCUCUUCGAGUGACACAAACUCUUUACGUGUUAAGAUCUACUGUGUUCUUCUUCUCUUCGCUAUACAGAGUUGGCAGAACGCGACGAAAGUGUGAUGUGACGUUUUGUAUGUUUGUUUGUUUUUUUACAGUCAAAUAAUCACAUAAAAUAAUUUCAUCCGCUAAGCAUCUCGUCAUUCUCGUCCCGUGUCCGUUGAGUUUCGCGAAAUUGUAAGCCCACGUCACACGAUUGUGUUAGAAUCGCGAGUCUCAGUCGCCUUGCUAUGAGUGUAUAUACAUUUGUCUAUAUUCGUUUUUCUAUAACUUACAAGCUUAUGAUCCAGUGAGAGUUUUACUAGGAUUAUUUAGGUUUAGUUACCACUUUAAUAUUAUGUUCAAUGCAUACUUUUUGAUUGAUUAAAACUAUUAAAACAAAUCUGAGUUACGACGGCAAUCGCGUUCAAUCUUCAUUUAAUAAAAAAUGCAAUGAAUAUUUUAUAAAAAAGCCAUAUUUUAUUUAAGUACAUCUGUUUUGCUGCUCCUGUGAACAGAAUCAUCGAACAUGUCUUAUUAUUGUUAAUUAAAUAUUUAUUUCCGUAGUGCGUCGCUCUAGUGUCUAAUUAUAAAAAAACUAGUCAGUAAGAUUAUUAUGAAAAU
Molecule: messenger RNA, 2194 nt
Organism: Bombyx mandarina (wild silkworm)
Lineage: Eukaryota; Metazoa; Arthropoda; Insecta; Lepidoptera; Bombycidae
Source: RefSeq, a predicted model, not a curated record